UAAAACGGUGUUACUGUGUCUUUAACCAGGUGAGGUCAGGGUGUGGUUUAUUCGUGCCAGUGUUUCCGGAUCAGUGUGCGCUAAUAAACAAUGCACGUUGACUAAAUCCCUCGCAGAGAGCGAGGUCGAGUCACGUCGGACUGGUCACCCCUGCUGACACUGUAGUGUUUAUAAUGGGCGGACUGGUCUCCAGUGUGCUGCUGUGCGUGACAGACAGGCUCCCACGGGUGGACUAGUCGGACUGGUUUGGACUGGAAGCCUUGUAUAGGAAAGUUAUGAUGGAGAUAGUUAUAACUGUAGCGCUUCUACUAUUGUGUUUAUCUGCGACAGAGGCAGUUAGUGAAAGUGAGUUUUCCGAAACGACCCUGUCAGCCGCGCCGGGCGACAUCGCUCAACUUCCGUGUUACACUCUCGGUAAUGUAACACCAUCUUUAACGACGUGGACGAAAAACGGACAAGAAGUCAUACGAGGUGGCGGCUCAUCCCCGAGCUACGCUCCCGCGGGAGAUCGCUUCACGGUGCUGUAUGAUGGGAGUCUGAGCAUCAAGGAGGUGAUACCUGGAGACGAGGGCAGCUACCUGUGCAACUCCAGGCUGCCAGGCAACAACACCUUUCAGACACGUGUCCUGCUUCAAGUCACCAAUGGUCCAGAAAAUGUAUCUGUGUCCAUUGGUCCUGCCACUGCCCUGUCCAACGGGACGCUCAUUACCUAUCGCGGCUCGAACGUGUCCUUUAACUGCUCUGGUUCCUCGUACCCCUCUCAGCAGCUGACCUGGGCCUUCAGGGGGGACUCGUCCAGCAACGACUCGCUGGUUUCAACCUCUGGAUCCUGGCUGGACUUCAGGAUAGAAGACAUUCAGCCCAGUGCGCAGGGAGUUUAUAGCUGCAUAGCCAACAACACGGUUUCUCAUCAGGAGGUGAAUAAGAGCGCACAGCUGUUAGUAUACUACAUCCCAGACAAACACCCUGAGUGUAUGUGGGUGGCAGCACAGUACCCCUCCCACAUCCAGUUUAACUGCAGCUGGUUUGGUGCGUAUCCCACCCCAACGCUGCACUGGGAGCAAGACCAGGAUGAUCAGGGAUCUAGCUGGAAAGCACAUGUCUAUCCAUCGGAAGUGACGGACAACCUGCGCUCCCUGCUGUCCACUGGGCGAACUGUGAGGUGCAUGGCCCAGCACCCGGCGAUCGCCCUGGGAAAGGAGAAGUCGUGUUUGUUAACCCUCAAGCCUCCAUUCCCUGAAGGUGAUCCACUGGCCAUGGCUGUGGAGGCGACCAGCAUAACUCUAACCUGCACUGAGACCUCGUCCAUCCCCCCUGCAAACACCACAUGGAGGAAGGGGCUCCAGCAGGAGGAAAUUGUAUCCGGAUCAAAGUACGUCCUGUCUGUGGAAGGCCCCAACUUCAAACUGACCAUAUUCAACAUCAGUAAGGACGACGAAGGCGUCUACUUCUGCCGCAGCGAGAAUGUCCUCGCCGUCAGCGAGCUGGAAGUCUACCUCACUGUGAAGCCUUCCUCUGUAAACACGGGAGUGAUCAUCGGUAUCUUUAUAGCUGCACUGAUCGUAGGAGCGGCCGCCGUUGUAGCUAAAACCGUUUACUCCAGCCGACACCAGAUUUGCCUGGGAGGUGGCUUUGGACAAGUGGACGACGACGGAGGCGAUGUGCUGAAUCUGGUGGAGUCCGACGACGAGCAGAUCUUUCAGGAUACAGUUCCCCAGCUGCCUCCAUUAACCAAUGGAUGCCACACAACCCUUGUCCAGAUACAUCGGAUCCCGUCAAAUAGUGAUCACGAGGAGGCAGAAACUGUUGACACAAGUCCACAGCAACAGGAAGAUACUGUCCAGACAGAAGAGCCAGUGGAUCUUGUAUCAUUUUAGAUGUGUGUUUUAGACAGGUGGUUUAUUUUAGGUAAGUACCUUUUACCUCCACUGAGAAUGUGAACUGGACUUGGGGGGAGGUGUCUAUGAAAACAGUGCUUUCAUUGUUUUUGUUUUUUUUUUUAUCUGUUUUUUGAAUUUUUGUAUGCUCUUUUCUAUGUUUGUUUUAAUUGUACAUUAUUUUCAACAUGUUGCUCUGAUAUUAUUGAGAUUAAUGGAGUAAAUGAUGCUGUUUAAAUAAAAUGUGACUGUUGGAGUCUUGUUGUGCGCUGGGAAAAUGGCUUUGA
Molecule: messenger RNA, 2164 nt
Organism: Monopterus albus (swamp eel)
Lineage: Eukaryota; Metazoa; Chordata; Actinopteri; Synbranchiformes; Synbranchidae
Gene: vsig10
Product: V-set and immunoglobulin domain containing 10
Biological process (GO): cell-cell adhesion; synapse assembly
Cellular component (GO): cell-cell junction; plasma membrane
Molecular function (GO): cell adhesion molecule binding
Source: RefSeq, a predicted model, not a curated record